AAUGCACAUGAACAAACAAAUGGGGUUUAAAGUCCCAGCUUCCACGGCCAUUAACCCUGCUUUAGCUUCCCCUCUAGUUUGCAUGAGACACCAUGGACAUAAACGCUGUGAAUGCACUCUCGUAUGAGGAAUUUUUGGAAAUAUUUGGGAAUGUGAUUGAGAAAUGUCCCAUCAUCCCAGCUGCGAUAUGGAUCCACCGUCCGUUCACAGGCCUAGCGGACAUCGAGGCCCACAUAUCCGACUUCAUCGACAGUCUACCUGAAUCGGGUAAAGAAGGGAUCCUCCGGUGCCACCCGGACCUGGCGGGAAGGGAGCUGCAGAGCGGCGCGUUAACCCGGGACUCGCAGGAGGAGCAGCGCGCGGCUGGCUUCACCGACCUGCAGCCUGUGGAGGUGUCGCGCAUGCGCAGCCUCAACUCUGAGUACAAGGGGCGCUUCGGCUUCCCGUUCGUCAUAUGCGCGCGGCUAAACACCAAACGGGACAUCACGCGGGAGCUGCUUGACCGCCUCGGCAACGACCGUGCGGCGGAGAGAGCGCGCGCCAUCGACGAGGUGAAAAAGAUUUGCGCGCUGCGACUGCGCAACCUUGUGCUGUCCGACUCCACAAACAAGCUCUGAAUUCAUGAGCUUUGCGUGAAAUCGGACGGGAAUGAUCACGUCAUAGGCUGUUUAAUUUGCUUGGCAUUUCCUUUUAUUCGAUUUGAUUGUGAUUGGUGUGUAAUUAACUUGCCAGUACUUUACUUACUGAACGCGACUUGUAGUGCAUCAUGUUCUCAAUUCAUAAUGCACAAUAAAGAUAGCUAUAAAGUGG
Molecule: messenger RNA, 810 nt
Organism: Ictalurus furcatus (blue catfish)
Lineage: Eukaryota; Metazoa; Chordata; Actinopteri; Siluriformes; Ictaluridae
Gene: urad
Product: ureidoimidazoline (2-oxo-4-hydroxy-4-carboxy-5-) decarboxylase
Exons: 2
Coding region: 93-617 (174 amino acids)
Biological process (GO): allantoin metabolic process
Molecular function (GO): carboxy-lyase activity
Source: RefSeq, a predicted model, not a curated record